AUGACAGAAUGUGGUUCAAACAAGCUCAGAAAUAACUCUAUACCUUCUGCAUUCAGAUCUACAAGUGACUCUGCUGUACAGUUCUGCAUGAUUUGCCUGGACACCGCAGGUAAACUGUGUCCAUUCAACGAGUAUUUAACAAAUGCUUAUAGUGAUGUAACUGGACUAUCGAAAAGCCUCAGAGAAAUUAACAGUGCACCAAAACUCUGCACGGAAUGCGCUCAAAGAUUGACAAAUUGUUACAAAUUUAAAGACAAGAGCUUGAGUGCCCAUAAUUUAUUACUGCAAUUAUAUAAAGAGCAUGGAACGUUAACUAUAGAAAACAUAAAGACUAUAAACAGAGUGGAAUAUCAACUAACAUCUAAUAUAGUUAAACACGCAAUUAAACCUGAUCAUUGUGAUCUUUAUAUUAAAGACUUGGAUGAAGACAAAAAUAUACAAGAGGAAACCAUUUGUAACACUGUACAAUAUACAGAAGUGAAAAUUGAACCAAGUGAGGAUAUAGUUCUAGAUACCAAAGUGAAAGAAGAAGCUUUCGUUUUCGAUAUUGAUAAUGAAGCGUAUUCUUAUAAUGUGCAAGUUAGAAAUAAUGAUCUCAGGCGCAUUGAUGUUAAAUGUUUGGAUGAUGAUAUUGAGAAUGACCUUGAUCAUGAUAUGGAUUCUCUAAACGACUAUGAUAGCUGUGUGAAAUAUUUAAACGAAAACAGUAAAGUACAGGAUACAGAAAAGAUUAAAAUCGUAACAGUUAUUCACAAAAACAGUGAAUCAACGCCAAACAAAAAUGUUUUAAACAACAAAAGUUCAAUUAAUCUGACUAAUACCAAAUUUAUAAAAGAUACAAAACCUAAAAUUAGAAAUAAACGAAAAAAAGUUUCAUCCGCAAAAGAUAGGAAAAAGACAACUAAAUCAGAUAAAAAACUAUGUUCUAAGGAUAAAGUUAGUGUAGCAGUUAAAAAAAAUAAACUGAAACUUGUCAAAUCAAAUGAAAAACUCGUUCCUGAUGAUGUAAAAAAUGUUAUAAAACGUAGAACAAGGGUUGCUAAAUUAGAUAAAUUAAGUAAUCCCAACGAUGCGAAUAAUAAAGAUUGUGUUAAACCUAAAACACAAGAUUGCAGUGAUUUAAAACUGUUCACAGUAACAGUUUUAACUUAUGUGGAACAAUUAGCUGAGGUGCAGAGAAGAAAAGACACAGAUGGGUACAUAAGGGCACCUUACAAAUGUACUAUUUGUCAUAAAGGCUACUGGUAUACAGUACCUUAUAACCGACAUAUGGAGAAACAUACUGAUAAAUACGGACAGCUAGAAUGUGAUAUAUGCGGGUUUCAUAUGAAAACUCGCACGCACCUCCGCAAGCAUAUAAAGAGUUAUCACGACGUCAGAUUCAACUGCAAGAGUUGUCUUUUUGUCUCGAAUGAUAGAUCGCAAGCCUUAGCUCACGAACAAUGGCACAAUGGGAAAAAGUACAGGUGCCCACAUUGUGAAGUGGAAUUUGCAAAGCGAUCGUCGUAUCUAUCCCACCUGCGUAUAAAGCACCCGUCCGACUGCGUGUGCGCACUCUGCGGGUACUCGUUCGUCAGCGAGAAGGGCCUGCAAUGUCACAUGAACAUGACGCACCGCUUCGACGAAAUACAGAACCCAUCCGGUCCGCUAUGCGAGGAGUGCGACAUCCGCUUCGCGUCUGUCACCGCGUACGAACAGCAUAUGAAGGUGUCGCCAAAACACGCUCCUGCAAACACGCUUAAACGCAACGAACCUCAACACCGCCUUUCGGAUCCGAACAGAAACCCUAAGAAAGAUGGCGACGGUGAGAAUGGCGGGGCGAUACUAUGCGAGCUCUGCGGGAAAUCCUUCAGGUGGCCGGCCCAGCUCCUACAGCACUCGCAGGUCCACACGGGAGAGAAGCUGUUUAGAUGCAAUAUCUGCGGCAAGCGGUUCAUGCACAAGCUAACCCUGGCAUUGCACGCCAGGUCGCACGCCGAACACCCGGUGCGCUACGACUGCGGGGUGUGCGGAAAGAGCUUCACACACUACUCGAACCGACAUCGGCACAUGUUGUCCCACCGAGAAGCAAGGCCGUACUACAAGUGCGAUAUCUGUGACAAGAACUUCACGACUGCCCAGGGCCGUAACGCCCACGUGUCCCACGUGCACAGCAACGUGCCGCGGCCCAAAAGGGUCCACAGUUCGAGGCCCAGGGCCCCAGGGACGGCUAACGUGAGCCGAGUUGCUGACACAAGUGAUUCGCAGGACUCGUGAGACACUACGAGAUACCGGCGAAGACGUCGAGCGGUUCAGCGUACUGGUACGAUCAGUGGCGUGCACGAGGUUUCAGACCAGCAUAAUUCGGAAACAUAGCAGAAAGUGAAAAACUCCUCCUUCAAGAGUGCUAUAAUUGUAUUUGGGUAGGCAGUGUAGUUUAUUUAUUUAUUUAUUGUUAUUAGGUACACAAAACAGUUAAUAAC
Messenger RNA from Pararge aegeria (speckled wood butterfly), 2462 nucleotides. RefSeq names its product zinc finger protein 37 homolog. Gene Ontology annotation, molecular function: RNA polymerase II cis-regulatory region sequence-specific DNA binding; DNA-binding transcription factor activity, RNA polymerase II-specific; zinc ion binding. Gene Ontology annotation, biological process: regulation of DNA-templated transcription. Bases 1 to 2256 code for a protein of 751 amino acids. Gene Ontology annotation, cellular component: nucleus. The record is from RefSeq and is a predicted model, not a curated record. Lineage: Eukaryota; Metazoa; Arthropoda; Insecta; Lepidoptera; Nymphalidae. The transcript has 11 exons.